Messenger RNA from Brienomyrus brachyistius, 2151 nucleotides. It is a transcript of the gene lyve1a, whose product is annotated as lymphatic vessel endothelial hyaluronic receptor 1a. NCBI's taxonomy places the organism in Eukaryota, Metazoa, Chordata, Actinopteri, Osteoglossiformes, Mormyridae. Gene Ontology annotation, biological process: cell adhesion. The transcript is spliced from 6 exons. Bases 84 to 1097 code for a protein of 337 amino acids. The record is from RefSeq and is a predicted model, not a curated record. Gene Ontology annotation, molecular function: hyaluronic acid binding; transmembrane signaling receptor activity. Gene Ontology annotation, cellular component: plasma membrane.
GUCCAGUUCAGUGAAGCAGUACUGCCUGUGACCGGUAACAUAAGUCGUACAGAGGGCUUAUCUCCACAACGUCCCCGUCUUGCAUGAGAGGAGGACUGCCCUGCUUUCUCCCCAAGCCCUCUAAUGCCAAAAGCGACCACGGAAGAAUUAGCCUGAACAAGAACAAGUGCAUCACCAUGGCAAAUGUCUGGCUCCACUUUAUGCUUCUCCUGUGCUUCACCAUCUCUGCACAUCUUCUCCAGCUGACUGAUUUCAAAGUUUUUCCAGAAAAAGGCACCGCUGGGGUGUUCCUGCUCUCAUCCAUCCCCAAAGCGUACGCCCUCAAUGCAUCUGCAGCCCGGGACAUGUGUCAGCUCAUGGGGAUGACCUUGGCCAAUCAAGCCCACGUGCAAGACGCCAACGCUCAUGGAUUGGAGACCUGCAGGUACGGAUGGAUAGAGGAGCGGAUUGCUGUUAUCCCCAGGAUUACAUCUUCCAUCAUUUGUGGUCGCGGUGGCAUUGGGGUCUUAAUUUGGCGAGCAGAGGCCAACAGGAGUUUCGAUGCAUUCUGCUUCAACGGAACAGAUCUGAAGGUGCAUCUGGCAUCCCCAACAGCAGACAUCUCACAAAGGAGAGGGUCCUCAUCUACCCCCUUGUCCUUUCACCCAUCUCCUCCACGCAUCCCCCAUUCCACAAGUCUCACCCCUAAUGCCUCCACUCCGCUCUUCAUUCCCUCUGCCUACUUGUCUACUUCUAUACCAGGAUGCACAGACAUGGCACAGAUGCCCACGAUGAGCAGCGACAAGCCGUCAGAUGUUUUCUUGGCUGUAGUCAUCCUCAUCAUUACUGCUGCACUGCUGAUGCUAGUUUCUGGACUGUUCUACUGCAGAAGAAAGAGAAGCUGGUCACAGUUCUGCAAAAGGGAUCUGCAGAGAGAGAACAAGGACACAGAGGAACUGAAGCCGUCCGGAAAACAGGAUGCAGGGGGUGACCAAGUGGAGUUUGAGGUGGAUGGGAAUUCAAAUGACAUCAGUCUGUCUGUGGUCCCUGACAUGGAGCCCUGUCACCCUGACGGCAGCACAAUCUACAACGGGAAAUUUCAGGAGCAAAGGAAGUGAACCGUUCUCUCCGAUCUGAUUUUUGCAUCUCGCAAACAUUUUCUGGGUGUGCUUCGUUGUUCCUGAACUCUGAUAAACGAGUGCACAAUCAGUGCAAAAGUGUUGAUUACAUUGUUUUUUCCUGAAGGACUGAAGGAUUGUGAUCGAGGACUUUACUAUUUUAAGUCCAUAGACUGGCCUUGUUGUUGGAACAGGUACUUAACCUGAAUUGUUCCAGUAAAUUAUACAUGUAUCAAAGGGCAAAUUUGCAAGCAUAGUCUGAGCAUCAAAGAAGGAGAAUUAACACCAGCUUGGAGUCACUGUACAGGGCUGUUACUGCAGCUAGAGUGGUAGAAAGACACAGCCUUGAGUGGAAUGCAUGCCUGCUUCACAUCACGCCAGAAAAUGGCAUUUGAAAACUGUUUGGGGUCUACCGGCCAGCCACAGGAAAACAGAAUUCUGAGGUGCAUAGCUACUACGGAGGACAUAAAAUCACACUCAGAAUGUGAGCCUGCACUCUGUUCCGAGCAGAUUAUAAAGUUCUGGCUUGUACUCAUUUCCGCAGCCUGUUUAUAAAAAGUUCUGCUUAGAUCAUUUAUAUGAUUUAAAGUUUCCCAUGUAAUGUGCCGCUUAGAGACGUGAACAGGCUGAGCCUCCUGAGUAGAUUUUGAUUAUUUGAUCUGUGGCAAAUUUUGCGGACCUCUCAGUAUAUUUCAGACCUAUAUUUCUGGGCCCCUGAGAAGUGUGAGGCCCCUGAUUCUGUAAAGGUAUCCGUGCCCCUCGGAUACCCCUGCAUGCAGCUGCCAUCCGUGGCAGCCAGGUCAGACAGCUGAACACCCGACGUGAGACGAUUUCUGAAGGAAUAAAAGCCAUGACUCGUCUUCUCUGUGGUCAUGUUACUUAAGCUGUGCCCCUGAAUUUGCAUGGAAACUUAAUGAUGGCCAUCAUGACACCACACUGGAGAGAUCUGGGGCUGGGGUAUGCUGUCAAAACACUGUAAUCAUUUACAUCUACUAGGCUUCUGGGAGAGCAAUGAGUUACUUUACUCAGUUUUCAAUAAAUGUAUUGAACAAUA